Molecule: messenger RNA, 1650 nt
Organism: Pogonomyrmex barbatus (red harvester ant)
Lineage: Eukaryota; Metazoa; Arthropoda; Insecta; Hymenoptera; Formicidae
Gene: CSN6
Product: COP9 signalosome subunit 6
Biological process (GO): protein deneddylation
Cellular component (GO): COP9 signalosome
Molecular function (GO): metallopeptidase activity; protein binding
Source: RefSeq, a predicted model, not a curated record
UUUCCUUUGCGAGAAAGAAUCGACGCGAAGACCGUCCUCGUCGGAUUUUAGUUCAGGCUGGUCGUCGCACGGUAGAUCUUUCCGUGACUUCCGAAAGAUUCACGUUAGUUCUCUCACGGCACUACCGUUCCUCUCUGUUGUCUGAAUUUCCGCGUUGGUAUUUCCGCGAAUUAGGCGAGGUCAGCGAGGAAAUAAAGGAGCGAGAACGCGGCCGACCGGGAGGCGACAUGGAGGUCGACGUGCCUGAGGAGAAUACAAACGAGCCGACGGCGAUGGAGAUCGACGAGGACACCUCCGAGAGAAACCCCAGGGUGUCCGGGAGUGUCAAGGUCAUGGCUUCUUCGGGUACCAUCGGUUCCGUGUCUAUUAGCCUGCAUCCGCUGGUGAUCAUGAACGUCAGCGAGCACUGGACCAGGCUCAGAGCUCAGGAAGGCAGCGAUCAGUUGGUCUAUGGUGCUCUGAUUGGUAAACAGAAGGGUCGCAACAUAGAGAUCAUGAAUUCCUUUGAACUCCUGUUUACAUGUAUUGGUGAUGAUGUCAUAAUUGAUAGGGAUUAUUAUAAUACAAAGGAAGAACAGUUUAAACAAGUCUUCAGUGAAAUGGAUUUUUUGGGUUGGUAUACCACUGGUGAUAUGCCUACUGAGAAAGAUAUCAGAGUGCACAAACAACUCUGUGAGAUAAAUGAAAGUCCUGUAUUAUUGAAACUAGAUCCAAGACCAAAAAAUACAGAGCAUUUAUCUGUCUCUAUGUAUGAAUCAGUAAUCGACUUGGUUAACGGUGAAGCUACCAUGUUAUUUGUUCCGUUAACUUACACAUUAGCCACUGAAGAAGCUGAAAGAAUUGGAGUCGAUCACGUACAAAGGAUGUGUAACAACGAUCAAGGCGAAUGUUCAGUAGUGGCUGAACACUUAACGGCACAACACAGCGCCAUUAAAAUGUUGCACGCGCGAGUGAAACUCGUUCUAAGAUACGUGCAAGCAGUUCAGAAUGGAGAAUUGAAAGGGAAUCAUGAAGUUCUUCGAGCAGCUUGUUCUUUGAGUCACCGACUGCCUGUUCUGAAUAAUCCGAAAUUUAAGGCUGACUUUUAUAAUCAAUGCAAUGAUUUCGGAUUGAUGACGUAUCUCGGUAUUAUAACUAAAGGCUGUAAUAAUAUAAAUCAAUUUGUAAACAAAUUUAACAUCCUAUACGAUAGACAAGGCGUGGGACGACGUCUACGAAGUCUUUUCUUCUGACUAUGUAAAUAGAAUAUAUUGUUUUUAUACACGUCUUUUUUACUUCUUAGAUAAUUAAGUAUCAAACUCAGGAUUAAAGUUUAAACAGCCAACUUAAUCGAAGGAUAGUUUGAAUAUUACUUCUAGAGAUACGUUGUAUUAAAUAUAAAUAAAAGUAAAGAAGUUAUAUAGCAGUCUUUUUGAAGUAAAGUGUAAUAGCAAAUGAUAGAGAGUAACAAUCACCCGAAACAUACAUAUUAUCCGUUAAUAUAAUUCAAAAAUAAUAUUUAUUAAAUGCUGUCUUGUAUAAAUGAUAUGUUUUAACAUUUUUUGAUUAACAAUAACGUGUGAUAUUAAUAAAAAAAAAAUACUGUGAUGAAUCUCAAAAAAUCUUUUGCUUUGCAUUAAUAUCGAUUUGGAGCAUUAAAUUAUAAUAUCG